Molecule: messenger RNA, 1902 nt
Organism: Entamoeba dispar SAW760
Lineage: Eukaryota; Evosea; Mastigamoebida; Endamoebidae
Exons: 3
Coding region: 1-1902 (633 amino acids)
Source: RefSeq, a predicted model, not a curated record
AUGAAUUCUAAUUUAAAAUUAUCAUCUUCUACAACAUUAGAUGAUGAUGAAUCUUCUGUUGAUAUCAUUGACAUAGAAAGUAUUACUCAAAACGAAAUAGAAUCAGUUAAAGAGAUAUUCAAAACUAUGACACAAAGAAGGUAUGAAAGAAAAUUUUUAGGUACAGAUACUUUUUCAACAACAAGUAGAAAAAUAUCAUUUUUAUUUAUUCUCUCAUUGGGAGGAUAUUUGUUUGGUUUAAUUAUUAAAUAUUUUACUAAUAUAAUAGAAAAUGAUCAACAAUCAUCAAUAGAUGAAACAACAAAUUCUUUUGGUGUAUUUCUAAUUCAACAGUUAAAUGAAAUAUUAAUAAUGAUAGUAAUGACCAUUUCUAUUACUCUUUCUUUACAUAUCUUAAGACCUUUUAUUGUAGUUUUAAUGUUUGAAUUAUAUUGGUUUACAAUAUUAUUCUUUUUAUUAGAAGCAUAUAAUUCAUUUUCAUUAACUAUUCUUUCAAUAUUAAUAUUAGUUAUUAUCGUAUUAAUUACAUUAUUAUUUUCAACAUUCUUUUCUACUAUAUUAAAACAUAUUCCAUUAUUCAUUUUUCUAAGACCAACAAUUGUUUCAGUAGAAGAAUCAUCAAAAGGAUUUAGAAGAUAUAUUCUUGAAACUACUAACUUUCUCACUAGAAAAAAGAAAAAAUAUACACUUGAAGGUAAAUUAAAUAACAGUUCAUUGGAAGGAACUAUUGUUUGGGUUGAUAAUCAGAUGUUAGGUGAAUCAUUAACAGGAGAAUGGAGAAAUAAAAUGCUUGUAGGUCCAUUUGAAUCAAUAAUUAUAGGACAACGAUCAUUAAUUCAUUCAGUAACUUUAAUGGCAUUUAAUUCUAAAUUCUAUCAAGGAAUUAUUUCAUUUCAUUAUUCAUUAAUAUCUGUUGAGUGUUGUUAUUCUGGAACAAUUCUUUAUAAUUUACCAAAAGUAACUCAAAUUUACAGUAAAAAAUGUCAAUGUAUAGGAGACUGUACUUGUUGUAGAGAUAUUAUUGAAGAUAUUCAUAGUGUUAAAGAAACUUCAACAAUAGAUUCAUUAAAUGUACAAUUAAAUGAAAAUACGAAUAUGAUUAACGUUUCUUCUUCGUCAAAAGAAUUAAAUGAAGUAACUUUAAGAAUAAGUAAAAGAAGUGAUUCAAAAAUGAAAGCAAUUAAAAUAAGUGGUCUUGAAGAAGAAUCAAAACUUGCUAUUAUAUAUCUUACUGGUUCAAUUCAUAAAGAACAACGUCAAAAAGAAUUUGCACAAUUCUUGGCAUUAGCUAAAUUCCCAGAAACUGUUUUUCCAAUAAUUUGUCAUCUCUCCCAAAAUAAUGAAACUCCUGAUUAUGAUGAUCCAUAUCUUCAUAUUGCAUUUUCUAAUUUACUUCAAUCAAUUCUUUCUACUCAAACUCAACACAUUAGUAUAAUUGCAACAUCUGAUACGUUAUUAUUUCUUUUUAAAUCAUAUUCAUUAUGGAGUACAUUAAUAAAUGAUUCUAUUCAUAUUGACAAUUUAAUUGUUAUUAAUCCAAUAGAUAUCCCAACAAUAAAUUAUUCUCGUUAUAAGAAAGAUUGGAUUUCAUUAUUUACUCUUUGUAAAAGAACAACAAUAUAUUCUUUAACUUCUUCUCUUGCUGCAAUUCAUUUAUUAGAAUUUAUAUUAAAAGUAAAACGUUCUUUGCAUUUAAAUUCUUCUUUUGAAAAGUUAGAUAUUAUAGAUGUAGAUGACCUUGACCAAACAAAUUAUUUUUCAUUAAAUGAAGUAUUUAUUCAAGAUAUUGUAGAACUUCUUUUGUUCAAUAAACCUGCUAGAUUACGUAUGACUUCAUUACAACAAUAUUCAUCCAACUUCUUCAAAUUUUCGUUAGUACCAAAAUUUGUUAGAAUGGUUUAA